AUUUGCGUCCUCUUCUAAACCCUACGCACCCCCCCCCCUCUUCUGUCCCUCUGUUGCAAUGGCCGCCGCCGCCGCUGCUCGACCUCUCGUUACAGUCCAGCCUUUAGACGGCGACAUGGCUACGGACGGUGGAAAUUCCGUUCCCCUUCCGGACGUGAUGAAAGCUUCCAUCCGUCCGGAUAUUGUAAACUUCGUCCAUGCCAACAUCUCCAAGAACAGUCGCCAGCCUUACGCUGUCAGCAAGCGUGCAGGCCAUCAGACCUCGGCAGAAUCAUGGGGUACUGGACGUGCCGUUUCUCGUAUUCCUCGCGUCCCAGGCGGUGGCACUCACCGUGCGGGCCAGGGUGCCUUCGGUAACAUGUGCCGCGGCGGUCGCAUGUUUGCCCCCACCAAGAUCUGGCGCCGCUGGCAUCGGAAGAUUAACGUCAACCAGAAGCGCUACGCUGUGGCCUCUGCCCUCGCUGCUUCAGCUGUCCCUUCUAUCGUCCUUGCUCGUGGCCACCGGAUUGAAAAUGCCCCCGAGAUACCUCUUGUUGUCGGUGAUUCAGCCGAGGCCGUGGAGAAAACGUCUGCUGCUAUCAAGGUACUUAAGCGGAUCGGUGCUUUCCCCGAUGCCGAGAAGGCCAAAGACAGCAUGGGCAUCCGACCUGGCAAGGGUAAGAUGAGGAACCGCAGGUACAUUUCUCGCAAGGGUCCUCUUAUUGUUUAUGGUACCGAAGGUUCAAAGCUCGUUAAGGCUUUCCGUAAUAUCCCUGGUGUUGAGGUCGCUAACGUGGAGAGGCUUAAUCUUCUGAAGCUCGCUCCUGGUGGUCAUCUUGGCCGGUUCAUCGUCUGGACUAAAUCGGCUUUUGAGAAGUUGGACGCCAUCUAUGGCACUUUUGAGAAGCCCUCAGAGAAGAAGAAGGGUUACGUUCUACCCCGAUCUAAGAUGGUCAAUGCGGAUCUUACUAGGAUCAUUAACUCUGAUGAGAUUCAGUCUGUAGUGAGGCCGAUCAAGACCGAGGUUAAAAGGGCACAGCUUAAGAAGAACCCAUUGAAGAACUUGAAUACGCUUCUUAAGCUCAACCCCUAUGCUAAGACUGCUAGGAGGAUGUCACUUUUGGCUGAAGCUCAUCGGGUGAAGGCUAAGAAAGAGAAGCUCGAUAAGAAGAGGAAGCAAGUCUCUAAGGAGGAGGCUGCAGCCGUAAAGGCUGCUGGUAAGGCAUGGUACCAGACAAUGAUCUCAGAUAGUGACUAUACCGAGUUUGAUAAUUUCACAAAAUGGCUAGGCGUAUCGCAGUAAUGAGUAUUCUCUUAGUUAAGGCAUUUGCAGUUCUGUUAGGACCAGUUUCUUUUUUUUUGUUGGGAACUUGCAUCCUAAGCUCUUCAUUUUUUUC
Messenger RNA from Telopea speciosissima, 1376 nucleotides. RefSeq names its product 60S ribosomal protein L4-like. NCBI's taxonomy places the organism in Eukaryota, Viridiplantae, Streptophyta, Magnoliopsida, Proteales, Proteaceae. The record is from RefSeq and is a predicted model, not a curated record. Gene Ontology annotation, biological process: translation. The coding region runs from base 59 to 1282 and encodes 407 amino acids. Gene Ontology annotation, molecular function: RNA binding; structural constituent of ribosome. Gene Ontology annotation, cellular component: ribosome; cytosolic large ribosomal subunit. The transcript has 2 exons.